UUACGAUUAUCCCAUCUUCAUCUCUGAUCCCAACCUCGAAAAUUGCACAAUAUUUUUGGGUUUUCGUCUGUUAAUACACACAAUUUCUGGGUUUUUGUCUGUUAAUUCCGGGGAAGAUGAAAUUAAAUCGGAAGAGUUGUGUAAAACAGAGAACGCACACAAGCUGUUCGAUAAAAUUCCCCAAUGGGAGUGUUGUUCGAAAACGAAGACAUCACCACUUGGGUUUCUCCUGUCACGUGGAUCUCACGUGAUAAAAGCUUCACCAACUCGUUACGUGGAUCACACGUGAUAAAAGGUUUCAUCUUUGUUGUUGUUAUCAUCGAGUUUCUAUCUGAAUCAACAACCCUAGAAGAGUAAAGACCAAGAAAUCGCAAGAAAGCUUGAGAAAGGAUCGUUCUUUGCUCUUUUCUCUAGACAUCACCACUUGGGUUUCUCUUGUCACGUGGAUCUCACGUGAUAAAAGCUUCAUCAACUCGUUACGUGGAUCACACGUGAUAAAAGCUUCCAUAUUUUUGUUGUUAUCAUCGAGUUUCUAGCCGAAUCAACAACCCUAGAACAGUAGGGAUCAAGAAAUCGCAAGAAAGCUUGAGAAAGGAUCGUUCUUUGCUCUUUUCUCCAUGAUGAGUUCUCUUUCUUUUUUACUUGAAGAUCCUGAGGAAGCAAAACUCAAGAAGCUUGUUAAAGGUUACUUCGAUCAAAGAGAUUACAUCAAGGCAUUAGAGGUGAUUGAAGAUUCGAUUUCGAGUCGUGGGAAAGAUAAGGUUCCAACAAUGGUUUAUUACCUACAAGGUUCUUUCUUUUUUGAACAAGCGACUAAAACAGAGAACAAUGGCAUGAAAUUCCCGUUCUUGUUGGCUUCUGUUGAAUGCUUUUCGAAAGAUUGUGGUGUACACGCUUACUCUGCAAUUGCACUGUUGGAAAUGGCUAAACUUCUUGGCUCAGCAUCGUUUUGCAAGAAAGCUCUGAACAUUGCUAAAGAAGGCUUGUCUUUUCUUGAAUCUUUUGGUGGUUUGAGUGUGAGUGAGGGAAAUACUAAAAUUUCUCUAGAGCAUGUAGUCCGAACGGCAGAGUCAAUGAUCCUCCUUGGUGUUACUGCAGAAAAGUCUGAACCAAAACUUAGGGAGUCAAAAAGGAUUCAGGGCAGUGUAAGGAGUGAUCUGCAUACUGCUGCAGGUAAAAGAUUGAGGUCGUAUUGGGCGAGUAUGGAUGUUGAGAGUAAAAGGAACUUCAUGAAAGUAAGCACUGCAAAACUUACAGCUUAUGUCGAGAGAUUAUAUAGGAAAGAGGGACUAGAUGCUUUCGAGCUAGUUCUCGAUUCUGCAAGGAUAAACAGAAAAUGGAAAUUCUGGAUGUGUCGAUCUUGUUCACAGAAAUUCUAUUAUCCUAAAAAGUUUAAGAAUCAUCUUGAACAAGAACAUGGCGCAAAAUUUAAACCUUCUACGGUAAAGCAUAUGGCGCAGAGGGUAGAUGAUAUCUGGGCUGGUAUGAUAUCGGUUGCAGGUUGGGAACCUGUUGAUGCAGUAGCUGCUGCCAAAAUGAUCAAGACUCAGCUUGAAUUUGUGAAAGAGUUUGUAUAUGAGAAUGGAUGGUCAAAAAACUGGCCUUUAGCUGCAGAUGAAGAACGCAGUAAGUUACUCAAAGAAAUCCAGAUUCUCCUUGUUUCGUUUCAGGAGCGUAAAAUUCUCUCUUGUAGCAUUCGGGAUUGGAUGAUGCAGUUUACGGUUAAGCAUCUUGCACAAUUUGAAAUUUCUGAGCAUACGCUUACCUCUGAGUGCAGCUUAGUGGAAACGCCUCAGAGUAUUUGCUUUUUGGAGUGUCCUGAACUCAAUCAAAUUCUAGACCUUCUCAAACUCAUUAAGUAUGAAAGGGUUGAUGGUACAGAGCUAGUUUCCAACGCAGCAGACAGUUUGUGGGGUCGUUUGCGGGUUAAGGAAAAGAUCGAAUUUGACCAUGAUUUUUCAUUUAUGCUACUGGAUAAAAGACUGCUGAGAGGCAAGAUUGCUUCAUUUGAUGAUGAAGGGACGAUAGGUGUUUGUGAUCACUGUGUUCACUACACCAAGACGCAUCCUCAGGGUGAUGAUAUCAUAACCUGGUUACUAGACUACCCUUUGAUAGAUGAGAGCUUUGAAUUUCCAAGAUCUAUCAGGGCCCACAAUCUUGAAAUAUGGGUGGCUGUUCUGAGAGCCAUUCACUUCACGUGUAGGACUUUGGAAACCAAAUAUGAAAAGAAGUUACAGAUCCUAAACUAUGAUGCAGCUCUUUUUGACGCCAAAAACUUAUGUCUACUCGAAGAUGAAAGGAGAAAAAAUGUUCCAGAAAAUCAAUGGAACACAUAUGCAUCUCUUCUAUGCGAUGAAUGUGACGGGCGUCUAAAGAUAGACGCUGGAGAUUCUCACACUACAAAACUAUUCUUAUGUGCAGUACGAGAUGUUCUUGAAGGAGCAUCACAUCCAACAUUCGAUUUCCCCGAUCUAGAAGAUUGCCUGACUCUUAUACUUGGACAUAAAAAUCUCAAUGAUGAUAUAGUGUUGACGUCCAUAGACCUACUGAAAUCAGUUGUCACCAACAAGGUUCCGGUAGCUGAUUCAAAGAUUUUACUGGUUGAAAAUUCGAGGAUUAAUUUGCUAAACGAGCUCGUCAGGCUUUCUGUUUUUGACUACCGUUCUUAUAUCCUUCACCUGCUAAAACGUUUCCUGCGGGAUGAGUUGGAUGGAAUUGCUGAUAUGGAUGCCAAAACCAAGUUAGGAGCAGCACUAGCCGAACAAUUAUUUGAGGAAAACCAACAGAAGGGGAAGAAGUCAGGGUCAAACAAGAAGAAAAAUAAAAGCAACAAGAGAACUUUAGCAAGCAGGUCUAGUAUUCUUAAUCAGAAUGUUGAACAAUCUUUACGUAUGUCCAGCGAAUCCUCUGUCAAACUUGAACCGGAAGUUACUUCUUUAUCACCAAAAACAACGGAAGAAGAUUCUAUGGAACCAGAAGAUACUUUUACAAGUGAAACGGGUCGACUAGAAGUUUCAUCCAACACUGAAAUUCAAGAGGAAGCUUUUAAAGAUAUCCCUGGAGAAGGUAUACUGUCAGAACAUUUUGAGUCAGCACAUGAAGAAGCAACUAGAUACAAUUCAGCUCUUGACAUGACGCUGAAGGGACUCUUGAACAUUAAGGUUCUUCAAGAGGAUUUGGUGCAAAAUCGCCAACCAUUUCAUGGCAACCUGGAAGAACAAGUUCCUUGUGCACUAAAAGAUUUAUUUUCUGCUGUUGUCUCGGCACAGAUAAAAGAAGAUGGACUCUACAAUUACCUACUGAGCAACUUGCUUGCUUCCCUAGAAGAAGUUCAUUCUCUGUCAAGUGAUGCUGCUGAGGUAGUUGUCGCUAUCCUUGAGUUCUGGCAUUGGUGGAAAAGUCCAGAACGAGAAAGCUUGGUAACUCGUCUUUUUACGUUGGAGGAAUAUGAAAGAAUGAGUUGUAGAAGAUGCAGAAAGGAGCCAAAUUAUCCAGAGCAAAGUUCCUAUGGAAUUGUAAUGGCUGCAAAUUCUAUUAGAAACAUAAAGUGUGCUUUUGAGGCUAUGAAGUUUGAGGAUAUCCUUAGAGUGAUCCGGGUGGAAGAUGAAAUGAUAUGUGAUGUUAAAACAGGGGGCUGUGGAAAGACAAACUUUGUUCGCCACACUAUAAGCAAAUGCCCGCCUAUCUUCACAAUUGUGUUGGAAUGGGAGAAGAAUGAAACUGAAACAGAAAUAUCUAAAACAACAAAUGCUCUGGACUGGGAGAUAGAUAUCAGCAGGCUAUACGAAGGGUUAGAAGAACCAAACACUAAGUAUCGGCUUGUGUCAAUGAUUGGUUAUUGUGAAGAAGGAAAAUACAUCUGCAUGGCUUAUAAAAAGAACCGGUGGGUCAGUCUCAAACAUGAAACUUUAGCAGAAGAGGGUGUUGGUAACUGGAAGAAUGUGGUCAGAAUCUGUGGAGAAAGGAGGGUUCGGCCAGAGAUUCUAUUCUAUGAAGCUGCUUGAUCCAUGGAAUAGAUAUUGACAAAGUUAUAUCAAUAUGGACACCUACCAUUCAUGUAUAAAACAGUCACAUGUUCCACUUUAAAAGUAGUUUUGUUUUCAUAUGAUA
This is a messenger RNA of Capsella rubella, 4110 nucleotides long. RefSeq lists its product as uncharacterized. The coding region runs from base 618 to 4004 and encodes 1128 amino acids. The transcript is spliced from 12 exons. Gene Ontology annotation, biological process: protein deubiquitination. Gene Ontology annotation, molecular function: cysteine-type deubiquitinase activity. The record is from RefSeq and is a predicted model, not a curated record. NCBI's taxonomy places the organism in Eukaryota, Viridiplantae, Streptophyta, Magnoliopsida, Brassicales, Brassicaceae.